AUCCGAUUGCAUUCAUACACCAUGGCUCGUGGAAACCAGCGCGAUCUCGCCCGUGCGAAGAACCUGAAGAAGCAGGCUGAGCAGAAGUCGAAAAACAGCAAGAGCGGCAGCGAGAUGCAGCGCGAUAAGGAGGCCGUCGCCGCCCUGAUGCGCGAGAAGCAGAAGAAGGCCGAGGAGAAGAAGGCCGCCGAAGCCGCCAACAAGAAAUAAAAACCUCUGCCAGACGGGGCUUCUCCCUUCCCCGCCUCCGGGAACGAGAGCGCCAGAGGAGUAAUGUAAUGGGAGGUGGUGUUAGGAUACUUGGAUUAUCAUUUUUUAUUUUUUUUUAAAGCGAAAGGAGCAAAGGGAUGUUUUGUAUUCGAGGGGCGGAUGUGGGAGUUCAAGAGAUAUCAAGAGACAACGAGGCGGUGGCAUGACGGAAAGGGUAAGGAGGCGGAAGGAGGAGACGACGACGACGAUCAUAUACCCCCGAGGCCUACGAAAAGUGUCCACGCCAGAGAAGAGGCUCCCUUCUUCAGAGGUGAUAAUGCUGUCAUCGUCGGCAGGCAAAAGAGGGAUUGGACUCCCCUGGUACUAUUUUAUCUCCCGGCCAGAUAAACGUCGUUUCCUC
Molecule: messenger RNA, 610 nt
Organism: Cryphonectria parasitica EP155
Lineage: Eukaryota; Fungi; Ascomycota; Sordariomycetes; Diaporthales; Cryphonectriaceae
Product: four F5 protein
Exons: 3
Coding region: 22-210 (62 amino acids)
Source: RefSeq, a predicted model, not a curated record